Cryptomeria japonica (Japanese cedar) is the source of this 4052-nucleotide messenger RNA. RefSeq names its product DEAD-box ATP-dependent RNA helicase 42. Gene Ontology annotation, cellular component: nucleus. Gene Ontology annotation, molecular function: RNA helicase activity; ATP binding; nucleic acid binding. Gene Ontology annotation, biological process: mRNA splicing, via spliceosome. NCBI's taxonomy places the organism in Eukaryota, Viridiplantae, Streptophyta, Pinopsida, Cupressales, Cupressaceae. The record is from RefSeq and is a predicted model, not a curated record. The transcript is spliced from 2 exons. The coding region runs from base 302 to 3733 and encodes 1143 amino acids.
AUUCUUUCACCAACAAAGAGCCGAAUAAAGUUGUUGACAUUUCACACUCCUGCUUUAAAUCUAUGUUUCAAAUAAGUAUUUUUAAUACAAACCUACCGGGGAAGAAAAAAAUUGCGAAUAUACCCUGUAUUUAGCGCGCAGAGGCCAAAACUUGCUGUUGUUAUUGAGAAAUUUUAUGACAAAAUAGGUUUCUUAAGAAGUGUUUGUUAUGAUGUUAGCGCUCAGAAUUUCGCUCGUUUAAAUCUGAAACCCUGCGGAUUUGAGUUUUUUGAAGGAAGGGUAAAUCAGAGGGAUUUUAGUUAUGGAAGAUGGAAAGCACAGAUCGAGGAGGGAUGAUGCAGACAGGAAGGAGAGUUAUAGAAGAAGCGAUCGAGAACGGAAUGGCGAAAAGCAUAGCGAGAGAGAGAGACACAAAGACAGAGAUAGGGAAAAGGAAAAGGAAAAGGAAGAAAAAACUGACAGAAACAGAGUUAGAGAAAAAUCGAAAGAGAGGGAAAUUGAGAAAAAGGAUCGAGAUUAUCGAAGGUCAGAAAAGGAGAGAAAUUCAGAAAAAUACAAGGACUCAAGGUACAGAGAUUCUAGGGACAAGGAAAAUGAUAGCAGUAAGAGUAGGCAUAGGGAUGACCGAGAAAGAGUUAGAGAUAAGGAGAAGGAUGAGAGGGAGAAACUCAAGGAAAGGAUCAGAGACAGAGACAGAGACCGCAAGCGGCGUGAUUUUGAAAGGGUUAGGGAUUCAGAUUCUGACGAUGAGCGGGAUCAGAAGCGAAGAAAAAGAGAAGAUUCUUUAAGAGGAAAGGAAAGGAGUAAGGAUAAGUAUAAAGGUGAUGAUAGAGAAAGGGAGAGGAACAAAGACAACAACAGGUACAGGGAUGAUGAAGAUGUUGGAAGAAGAAAUCAAGGGGAUAGGCAUAGGGCUGAGGACGAAGAUGUAAAGGGCAGGAAAAAUUUUGAUACAAAGAAAAGAAAGAAUGACGAGAGUGAUGAGGAGACAAAGGUUAAAGAGGAUAUGGAGGAGGAGCAAAGGAGGCUUGAUGAAGAAAUGGAAAAGAGACGGCGGAGAGUUCAGGAGUGGCAAGAGCUCAGGCGGAAAAAGGAGGAAAGUGAGAAUGAGAAGAGAGGAGAAGAGAAGAAUGAAGUGGAGCCUAAAUCUGGGAAGAAGUGGACUCUAGAGGGUGAAGAAUCGGAUGAUGAAUUGGAUGGACCUCCAAAAAGUUUCAUAUUUGAAAAUGGCGACGUUGCAGUGGAUGAGGCUGGAAAUAAAAAUCUGCAUAAUGGAGAAGCCAUGGAUAUUGAUAAAGUGGAAGCCAACGUUGAAGAGGAACUUGAUCCUCUAGAUGCAUUUAUGAACACAUUGGUUGUGCCUGAUGCUGAGAACUUUAGCAGCAAAACUGAUAAUUCCGUAGGGAUCGGAAAGGAAGUGAAGGAUUUAAAUUAUGGGACAAACAAAAGGAAAUCAAAUAAAGGCAUUCUUGGAAGGAUUAUGCCUGGUGAUGAUUCAGAUGCAGAUAAUGAUGAAGUUGGAGAUGAUGACGAGAACCAAAUUGAUGACGAAGACGAUGAUGAAUUUAUGAAAAGAGUGAAGAAAACUAAAGUUGAGAAGUUAUCUGUUGUAGACCAUUCCAAGAUUCAGUAUCCUCCUUUUAGGAAAGAUUUCUAUCGUGAAGUAAGAGAGAUUUUUCUGAUGACAGCAGAGGAAGUUGCAGCAUACAGAAAGGAGCUAGAGUUGAAGAUACGUGGUAAAGAUGUGCCAAAGCCUGUAAAGACAUGGAACCAGACAGGAUUGACACGUAAUGUCCUUGAAGUCUUAAAGAAAUUAGGAUAUGAAAAACCUAUGUCUAUUCAAGCCCAAAGUCUGCCGAUUAUCAUGAGUGGAAGAGACUGUAUUGGUAUAGCAAAAACAGGUUCCGGUAAGACUCUUGCAUUUGUUUUGCCUAUGCUGAGGCAUAUCAAGGAUCAACCUCCUCUUGCUUCAGGUGAUGGGCCGAUUGGACUCAUUAUGGCCCCCACAAGAGAGCUUGUUCAACAAAUUCAUGCUGAUAUCAGAAAGUUUGCCAAGGUUCUUGGUUUAAGUUGUGUGCCUGUGUAUGGAGGUUCUGGAGUGGCGCAACAAAUCAGUGAUUUGAAGCGAGGUACUGAAAUUGUUGUUUGCACACCUGGUAGAAUGAUUGAUAUCCUAUGCACAAGUGGAGGCAAGAUAACAAACCUAAGCAGAGUCACUUACCUUGUCAUGGAUGAAGCGGAUCGAAUGUUUGAUAUGGGAUUUGAGCCUCAGAUUACUAGGAUAGUUCAAAAUACAAGACCAGACAGACAGACUGUGCUCUACUCUGCCACAUUCCCCCGGCAGGUGGAGUUUCUUGCUCGGAAAGUGUUGAAUAAGCCAGUGGAGAUUCAAGUUGGUGGGCGUAGUGUUGUUAACAAGGAUAUUGCUCAGUCCAUUGAGGUGCGUCCUGAAGGUGAGAGGUUUUUGAGGCUUUUGGAGCUCCUUGGUGAGUGGUAUGAAAAGGGUAAAAUUUUAGUGUUCGUGCAUUCUCAGGAGAAGUGUGAUAGUCUGUUCAAGGAAUUGCUCAGACACGGCUAUCCAUGUCUCUCACUUCAUGGAGCUAAAGACCAGACAGACCGUGAGUCUACUAUUUCAGAUUUUAAGAGCAAUGUGUGUAAUUUGCUAAUUGCUACUAGUAUUGCAGCAAGAGGUUUAGAUGUUAAAGAGCUUGAGCUUGUAGUAAACUUUGAUGCACCAAAUCACUAUGAAGAUUAUGUCCACAGGGUGGGGAGAACUGGAAGAGCAGGCCGCAAGGGUGUUGCUGUUACCUUCGUUUCUGAGGAAGAGGACAGAUAUGCUCCUGACCUUGUUAAAGCAUUGGAGUUGUCUGAACAAGCUAUACCCGAGGACCUCAAAAAUCUUGCAACUGGGUUUAUGGCUAAGGUGAGCCAAGGUACAGAACAUGCUCAUGGCACGGGUUAUGGUGGUAGUGGAUUUAAGUUCAAUGAGGAGGAGGAGGAAGCCAGAAAAGCUGUAAAGAAAGCCCAAGCAAGAGAGUAUGGAUUUGAAGAAUAUUACAAGUCUGAUUCCGAUUCUGAAGAUGAUGGAAUACGCAAGGCAGGAAGUGACCUUGAACAUGCUGCAGCACUCGCUCAAGCUGCAGCAUUGGCUGCAGUGACAAAAGCAAGCAUUACUACAAUGCCGAUGUCACUGGCCAACUCUGGAGCACUUGCAACUGUGGGCUUAUCGACUGGGGCUCUCCCUGGAGAAACCUGGGUAGGAGGGACACCAACUGUGUCUGGCCUUCCUGGAGCAGCAUUACCCGUAUCUGGUCUGGCAGGUGCCUUCCCUGUUCCGAAUGAUGCAGCUGCAAGAGUACAGGCCUUAGCUGCAGCCCUUAAUCUACAACAUAAUCUUGCAAAGAUACAGAAAGAUGCUAUGCCAGAACACUAUGAAGGAGAACUGGAAAUCAAUGAUUUCCCUCAAAAUGCGCGAUGGAAGGUAACCCACAAGGAGACCUUGGGACCUAUUAGUGAGUGGACAGGAGCUGCAAUCACAACAAGGGGCCAAUAUUAUCCCCCUGGAAAAAUUCCUGGGCCAGGAGAGCGCAAGCUUUAUUUGUUUAUUGAAGGUCCAACAGAAUCAUCUGUGAAGAAGGCCAAAGCUGAGUUGAAACGAGUGUUGGAAGAUUAUACAGCACAGUCUCUUUCUUUACCAGGAUCAGUUCAACCUGGGAAGUACUCUGUUCUAUGAUGUUUUUCAAGGGAUACUGUUUGGACCAUUUUUAUUUCUAUAAACUUACAAAUUGCGAACUGAUAAAUUGUAUUUCACACACAUUUGAUGCUGUCAGAGUAAUGAUUGUACAUUAUUAUUUCAAUACUUUCUAAUCAUCACUUUGAUGACCAUAUCUGUGGUAGCCAUUGGAGCAGACUUCUUCUGCCUUACUUUUCUACAGAUUGACCCUCUAAUUUGUUGGGUGUCCGAAGAGUAAUUUUUUAAAGAGCGUUGAGCUUGAUAAUCAGAGUCUAUUUGUUACUUCUUACAAGAUAAGUACUUAAAGCCUUUUUUAUGA